This is a messenger RNA of Mercurialis annua (annual mercury), 2476 nucleotides long. RefSeq names its product DEAD-box ATP-dependent RNA helicase 31-like. Gene Ontology annotation, cellular component: chloroplast. The record is from RefSeq and is a predicted model, not a curated record. Gene Ontology annotation, molecular function: ATP binding; RNA helicase activity; nucleic acid binding. The transcript has 10 exons. Bases 97 to 2268 code for a protein of 723 amino acids. Lineage: Eukaryota; Viridiplantae; Streptophyta; Magnoliopsida; Malpighiales; Euphorbiaceae.
CCCUUGUAUGUCCGCUUAAACCCUAUCUCAAAACCAAAACCAACAAGAAACCCUUUAUAAACCCUCAUAUCUUCGUCUCCAUUUUUUCCCUUCGCUAUGCUUCUUUCCCAGCUCCGCUGCAUAAACUCGUCUCUUCCGGUAACCCGUUUCCCUCUCCUCAAAUCAUGCCCACCCAUCAGUAACAACUCCGGUCGACCCGUUUCCAUUUUCUCUCGGUUCUUUCAUUUCAGACUCAAACAUAUCCGGUUCGCCUCUCAUUUCGACUCCCAACAAACCGCCCGCCGAUUCUCAACUCGGCCGCUUCGGCCUAGUCGGGCAAGCUCGGAGAAUAGGCCGUCAAAGAGUUUAAUUGAAGACGAGGAGGAACUGAGUAACUGGGUUAGCGAGUUGAAUAAGAGUUCGUUUCUUAGUAAAGUUAGUAGCAGUGAAGACGAGUCGGAAUCUAGUAGAGGUGAUAUGAAGAGAAGAAGGGAAAAUACAUCUGAUGAGUUUGGUAGUAAUGGUAAUGAUAGGGUUAGGAAAGUUAGGGGUAGUAAAGGUGAUUCGUUUCCGAAGAAUUCGAGGAAUGGUAGUGGUUUUGAUAGGGAGGAGAAGUUUAAUUCGCGGCGGAAGGAGGACGGGAAUGGUAAUUUUAGGAGUGGAAUUAGAAGAAGAGAUGCGAAGAAUGAACCAUUGAGGGAGAAAAGGGUGUUUCUUCACAAGGAUGAGGAUGAUAGGAAGGAGUUAAUUAGGGGUUUGGUGGAUGACGACGAGCAGACUGAUGAUUCGGAUGGUGAGGUUACUUUAAAUGCAUCUUCUGCAGUAGGGUUAACGAAAGAUAGGCCCACUUCGACUGGGAAUUCGGAAACUUAUUUAAGCGAAUCUAGAUUUGAUCAGUGCUCGGUUUCUCCUUUGUCAUUGAAAGGAAUUAAGGAUGCAGGAUAUGAGAAAUUGACUGUUGUUCAGGAGGCCACUCUUCCCCUUAUACUAAAAGGUAAGGAUGUUCUUGCUAAGGCUAGAACAGGCACUGGAAAAACUGUAGCAUUUUUGCUUCCAUCAAUCGAAAUUAUUGUAAAAUCUCCUCCUCCUGGUCGCGACCAAAAGCGACCUCCAAUUUUGGUGCUUGUUAUUUGCCCAACUCGGGAACUUGCAAGUCAGGCUGCAACAGAAGCAAAGACUCUACUGAAGUAUCAUCCUUCUAUCGGUGCUCAAGUUGUGAUUGGAGGUACCAGACUUGCUCUUGAACAGAAACAAAUGCAAGCUAACCCAUGCCAGAUUCUUGUUGCUACACCUGGACGGCUCAAAGACCAUAUUGAGAAUACUGCUGGAUUUGCAACAAGGCUGAUGGGUGUCAAGGUCCUUGUACUUGAUGAAGCUGAUCAUUUGCUAGACAUGGGAUUUCGUAAAGACAUCGAGAGAAUAAUUAGUGCUGUUCCCAAGCAACGACAGACUCUUCUUUUUUCUGCAACAGUUCCUGAAGAGGUUCGUCAAAUUUGUCACAUUGCUUUGCGAAGAGAUCAUGAAUUCAUCAAUACAGUUGAAGAGGGAUCAGAUGAGACACAUGCAAAGGUGAGACAGACGCAUAUGAUUGCUCCAUUAGACAGGCAUUUUUCUCUAUUAUAUGUUCUUCUUAAGGAUCAUAUUGCAGAUAACCCUGACUAUAAGGUUCUUGUAUUUUGCACAACUGCUAUGGUCACAAGAAUGAUGGCUAACCUAUUUGCUGAACUGAAAAUGAAUGUUAGAGAGAUCCAUUCAAGAAAGCCACAGAGUUAUAGGACUAGGGUUUCUGAUGAGUUCCGAAAGUCGAAGGGCCUUAUACUUGUGACUUCUGAUGUAUCGGCACGAGGAGUUGACUAUCCUGAUGUAACACUUGUCAUACAGAUUGGUUUGCCGGCUGAUAGACAGCAAUACAUACAUCGACUUGGUAGAACUGGCCGUAAAGGUAAAGAAGGGCUAGGCAUAUUAAUUCUAGCACCUUGGGAGGAACUCUUCUUAUCUUCAAUAAAGGACUUGCCAAUAACAAAAGCUUCAGAGACUUUGGUGGAACCAGACACAAAGAAACAGGUGGAGCGUGCCCUGUCCCGUGUUGAGAUGAAGAAUAAAGAGGCAGCAUAUCAAGCCUGGCUCGGUUAUUACAAUUCCAGUAAGGUUGGUAAGGACAAAUACAGGCUUGUGGAACUGGCUAACGAGUUCAGCCGAAGCAUGGGACUCGAUAACCCUCCUGCCAUUCCUAAGAUGGUUCUUGGCAAGAUGGGGCUCAAGAAUAUCCCAGGCUUGCGCUCUAAGUAAACUAAUUUCCGUCAUUCCCAAGAAAAGAAAAACAGUUUUGGAGCCUAAACAGUAAGAACCUAUUUUCAGAUCACACAAAAGAUGCAGUCGGGUCUUUGUACGGAAACAUUACAUGCUGAUUUGGAUAAUUAUUGAUUUUGUAAUUAUGGCAAUGAAUAUCAAUUUUGUCAUUUGCAAUUCUUUUAUAAUUUGAUUUAAUAUGUUUGAA